Molecule: messenger RNA, 1515 nt
Organism: Symbiodinium natans
Lineage: Eukaryota; Dinophyceae; Suessiales; Symbiodiniaceae
Source: the annotation of a GenBank genome assembly
AUGUCACGGGGCCUUGAGGGCCUCGCUCCCUCAACGGAGGUGGACGACAGGCACCUUGGUGCGGCUGAAGCACCAACCCCGCAGCGAAAGCGCCGUCGCCAGGAUGAUCCGGAUGUCGUGAUCGUUUCCGAACGCCGUGUUGAGACAGUGCCUUGCGAGAUUUGUGGCAAGAGUGUCCCUUUCGACACGUUCCUGCAGCACAUGUCCACUCACGAGCAGGAGGCUGCCUCGCAGCCUGAGCCGGACUUGGAUGCGCCAGAGUUGGUAAGCAGGCCGGCUGUCGAGAUCGAAACGCAGGGAAUUGACUGUGAGAUUUGUGGAAGGCUAGUGGACUUUGACGACUUCGCAAAGCACGUGGAGGGGCACAGAGAUGCGGCCAGCUCCUCCUCGCAGCGGAGCGGAGACAUGAAGGCAUGUGAGGUCUGUGGGGCAUUGAUCGCAGCUGAGGACUUGGAGGACCACCUGGCUGCUCACCGAGUGCACCAGGAGUUGCUCGAUUCAGAGAUGCGAAGCUCCACCUCGGAGAUCGACAUCGCUGCGCAGAUCGUGGAGAUGGCUCGGUCUGGUGGCUCGGGCUUGCCGGGCAACCGCAGCGCGGCAGGCGCAGGAGAUGCAGUUCUGGUUCGCUGGAGCGAUGGGCACUGGUAUGCCGCACGCAUCAGUCAGACUCUCGAGGACGGCCGCCACCUGGUCAGCUGGGAUCCCCCGUAUACGACCUGGCAGUCGGAAAGUGUCUCAACAGACAGCAUCAUUCCCCGCAUGAACCAGCCCCGAGAGAUUUGCAACUUCGACGUGGCCGUCGCCUUCGUGAAGCGGCUCUUCGAGCUGAAGGCCCAAGAGGAGGCCGAGAUGCAACUGGAGGUGGUCUACCACUGGACUCGGGAAGAGAAUGUCACAGCAAUUGUUGAGAACAACCUGCGCCCGCCGGGCUCCGCCAACGCGGAUGGAACCGCAGUGAAAGUCCUGAAUGGCGAAGCAUUCGGACGAGGCAUCUACGCCGCGACCAACAUCGAGUUCGGGCGCUCCUACGGCUGCGGCCUCCCCUGCGCCUUUCUGUGCCUGGCAGUUCCAGGGUUAGUGCGGCCCGAGAGAGGCCACCGCCAGCGCCGUGGCCAUCAGGGCCUCUGCGAAGGCAGCGACUGCUACCGGGGCGGAGAAGUGCGUGUGUACCGGAGAUCCGAGCACGUCCUUCCCCUCUUCUUCACCGACGCGUCAGAGGCACCAAGGCUCAAGGCCUGCGCCGUGGAGAUUGCCGAGUUUCUCAUCUCCAAAGGCCUUGGAGCCUCAGAAGAAGAGGCCCUCAAGGCACUUAAGGUGGGGCAGACCGUGGAAGCGCUGUGGCACGGCAUGUACUUCAAGGCGCAGGUUGCUAAAGUGCAUCCUGGCGCCUACGAGGUGACAUGGAUGCCUCCUUACCAUAAGUGGCCGCCCUAUCGGGCGAAUCAGGAUGCCGUGCGCAGAUAUGGGGAGAAAGAAAGUCGCAGCCAUGCGUCCCUUAGCUUCGUAGUAGAGUAG